Anopheles arabiensis is the source of this 1318-nucleotide messenger RNA. Its product is annotated as calphotin-like. NCBI's taxonomy places the organism in Eukaryota, Metazoa, Arthropoda, Insecta, Diptera, Culicidae. The record is from RefSeq and is a predicted model, not a curated record. Bases 176 to 1222 code for a protein of 348 amino acids. The transcript is spliced from 2 exons.
GCAUUGUGAAUGAUCCCGAAGUCACGGGUUGCUCGUUCCCGCUCAUUUUCGAUUUGGUUGCCCACUUUUGGUAGGGAUAGUUGUAGGAUCGUGAUCCUAUUAUAAAAGUCACACCUAGCCACCGAGUAAGGCAUCAGUUGUGUGGCGUACGUCUUCAUCUAAUCCUCCAACCAUCAUGGCAGUCAUUCGCUCGCUCUCCGUGGUGCUGCUGCUGGUAGCUAUGCUGUGCUCCAGCACGGAAGCAGGACAUGCGGCGUCCUAUCUGGCGGCCCCAGUGGCAACCCCACUCGCUUACUCCGUAGCGGCACCGAUUGUCCCUGCUCAGGGUGUCCUGAGGACGGCCUACAGUCAGGUUGUUGGACGUAGCUAUGCGCCAUCCUUUGUGCCGGUUUCGACCUCACUCGCCUAUGCUGCCGCUCCAGUGGCUGCUCCAGUGGUGAAAGCCGUCCCCACGGUUUAUGCGGCUGCUCCGGUGGCUGCCCCAAUAGUGAAAGCCGUCCCCACAGUAUAUGCCGCACCGGUGGCUGCUCCCAUCGUCAAAGCUGCCGUCCCGACGGCAUACGCUGCCGCACCCGUAGCUGCUCCCAUCGUCAAAGCUGCCGUCCCGACGGUUUAUGCUGCCGCUCCGCAGCUUGUCGCCGGUCCGGUCCUAAAAACGGUGCGUCCCUAUGCCGUUGAGACACCCGUAGCUUACGCCGCUCCAACCUUUGCUGCCCCGGCCGUACGUGCUGCCGUUCCUGCUCCUGUCUUUGCUCCAUCGGUCCUCUCCACCCGUCUAGCGCCGGCAGUUCCAGCGGUCGGUGUUGCUCCCGAACUCGCGCCAGCUGUUGGUGCACCUGCUCCGGCCAACUCCCUGCCCGGGGUUUUCGAUGCACGCGCCGCUGCCCCAGCGUCCCGUGCCGCGGCCGACAACUUUCAGCGAGCUUUCGUAACUGCGUUCGGAUCGACGGAAGGCAUUCGGCUGCUGGGUGUCGCCGGUGGUCAAGCGUUUGAAGGUGCGCCCACGAACGUUGAGAUUGCACGUGCUGCACCCGGUGGACAGGAGGGUGGCGCUCAGCAGGGUCGAUCGUCGUCUCCCGGCACGGUGCCAGCUGGACGGGCCGCGUCACCAAAUGGACCGGAAAACUUUGGCGUACAGCAACCGCAGCAGCAGCAGCAGCAGCCGACACCUUUUAACGAGUACGGGCUGCCGGUAGCAGCUGGUACACCUAUUAACCCGUAAAAACCAGACGGACGGAUGAGGGGUCGGAUUAGUAGCAAAAUGGAUACCUGAAAUACCUGAGAUUGUUAUAGAAUAAACAAACAUAAUCAAACAUUA